Messenger RNA from Lates calcarifer (barramundi perch), 1716 nucleotides. RefSeq lists its product as uncharacterized. Gene Ontology annotation, biological process: regulation of sodium ion transmembrane transporter activity. The coding region runs from base 307 to 1032 and encodes 241 amino acids. The record is from RefSeq and is a predicted model, not a curated record. Gene Ontology annotation, cellular component: membrane. Gene Ontology annotation, molecular function: sodium channel regulator activity. The transcript has 13 exons. NCBI's taxonomy places the organism in Eukaryota, Metazoa, Chordata, Actinopteri, Centropomidae.
CUUGAAAUGUCUGAGCGCUCGCACAAGCACCCCGCCCCCCUCUGUUUUCUCAUUCCUGAGUCAAGACCAAGGAGGAACAGUGCUUUUACUUGGUGCAAGCCGAGGACCGAGCAGAAUGCAACACAGAAUAAUUCAUUUUUAAUCAGUGCUUUGAAUUUGUUUAUGCUCACAAGAGAAGCUUUUGCAUUUCAUAUUUUCUUUCUUAGCUAAAGUUAUCAGGGGGAAACUUUUAAGCAAAUUUCGGCUCACUGGGCGGAAAAAAAACUCACAUUUAGAGUUUAUAGGAGGCUGAUACUCGUAGGUAUAAUGGAUCUCGUGGUGUUGGUGGCAUUCAGCUCCUGGUUGGCUCCUGCGCUUGGAUCAGCAUUUGGCAGGGAAAUGUUGGCGUCAGCGGCAGACAAGGACAAAGACUAUGACAGCGCUUUUCAUUACGAUUAUGAAUCUUUGAGAAUCGGUGGCCUGGUUUUCGCAGUGGUCCUGUUCCUCCUGGGUAUCUUCCUCAUUGUCAGCCGGAAAUGUACCUGUUCGAAGAGCGACAAGUCACGUUCCAGGGGUCCUGAUGUGGAAUCAGCUGUUCCAAGGCAUUACACUGAGGGGUUCACUGAGCAGUCUUGUCCUCCUGCCUCCUUUCAUCACAUCCAGCCUCCAACUGCAAUCCAGCAACCUGGUAAAUUUCUAGGAGACGGAGUUCUUCUACAUCUCUGCUGUGCAGCCAUGACCACCACAGAAAGUAUGUUUCCAGACCGAAGCGACUUUGAUUAUGAUUAUGACACAUUGCGGACCACAGGGGUUAUCCUUGCUGUUAUAAUGUUUGUCUCUGGCAUUUUAAUAGCCCUGAUUCCAGCUCAUCUGGUACCCAAAUUCCAAAGACAGAGGUUCCGCCUCAAACUGUAUAAGAAAUAUAGCAUUGAGCUUGAAAGAGAGAAAGUCAUCACGGGAACCACAGCCAGCAAAUGCACACACACACAUGCCGGUUGUUUAUGGCCAUUCCUCUUAUGGCUGAUACACCUCUGUCAGUUGGAUGAUCAAUAAACAGGGUUUUCCAAAGCAUCAUAACCUGGUUUUAUUGAGUCUCCCACUGGAUUCUUUAGAAAGUAUAUCUUAAGUUUGCUCAGUAUUGUGUGAGUAUUGGGGCUAAAAGCUUGUCUAAGACAAAAAAUAAAAAAUAAAAAUUAUAUACAUAAAAAAUACUCCAACCAUGAAACUUGAUCAGGCAGAUUUAAUAAGACAAAUGCAACAGUUGUCUCUCUCCUUUACAUUUUACUCUCGUAAAACAAUCAAGAGCAUGAUUACAUAUAGAUUUACCCAUUUUGUAUCAAUGAGCUAACAACUGCAUGCAUCAAUUAACUGUAACAAUUGUCUUUGACAUUUGUUUUUCAUUAUAUAUGUUAGUAUCUAGUUUUAGAUUUGCCCUUUAAAAAAAAGCAAUAAGAUAUAGCAUGACAACAUCAUCAAGAACCCAAUGAAUAGAACAGACCGCACAGAAAAAUAAACAUGUUAAAAUGAAGUAUUGUAUUUUGAUGACAAUGACAACACUCAGUACUGUAUUACAUUUUGAAAAUGCUUUGAAAAACAUAAUGUUUAUUAAAGUGUUGGUUUUUGGGUGAUAUCAUUGGCAGUUUUUCUAUUUUAAGUUAAGGCAAAUGUAUUAAAAAUUAUACCCUGUAAACUCCAAACAAUGAGACCACUGUUUCAAAUAAAGGUAUUGUCCAUUCA